AUGAUGAAUAGCAGUGGAAUCCAAAAUUUACUAAGGAAAAUGUUUUCUUCAAAUAGUAUCCAACCCAUCAAAUUUCAUUCAAUUUAUAUUCACUUAGUAACAAUAUUAAUUUUAAUUCAUUAUAUCUAUGAAAUUAAUGGACAACAAUAUGAUUCAUAUAAAUGGAAAACUAUUCAUGAUAAUCGUGAUGAUGAAGAUACAACAUAUUUACCAUUGAAUAGAAUGACUAUUAAUUCUUUAUUACAUCAUAAUGAUCAUGAUCAUAAUAAUAAUGGAAGAAAAAUUAUUAAAACAAGAGCAAUUGAGAUUGCACCACCAGAAAGACCAUUUAUAUUUGAAACUCCUGAAGCACUUAGAACAUAUUUACAUAAAUUAAAUGAAUAUUUUGCAAUUAUAGGACGUCCUAGAUUUGGUCGAAGAAGAUGA
Molecule: messenger RNA, 426 nt
Organism: Schistosoma guineensis
Lineage: Eukaryota; Metazoa; Platyhelminthes; Trematoda; Strigeidida; Schistosomatidae
Source: the annotation of a GenBank genome assembly